AUUAGAAGUUGGCCGAGUGGGGACGGCGGCGUUACUGCUGUGGACGUUUACAGAGCUGCUCAGGUGGCUUAGCUUCUCCGGAGCGCCACAAAAGCGGGUCUUCCGCAACCCGCCUAGAAGGACAAGCUUUCUCGGGGCGCUUUCGCUGAACCGGUCUGGCGGAGCGGCUGAAGGGCUGCGUCUUCGGGGGGUUCUCAGCCAUCUUUGACACGGCGCGCAGCUGAAGGAAAGUUGAGAAGACACCCCCCACAGCCAGAGACGAAGAAGCCGCCGUAGCCCCAGCAGCCAAGCGCCGCGUCUCUCAUCCUAGCUCGGCGGCGAGGAGGAGAGAGAUGAGCUUCAGGAAGCCGGGAGCUUAGCCGCCCAGUGAAUUCGGAGCCGAGGACGCCACUUCGUUUCCAGGUCGGAGGGCGGACUUACUUCGCCGAGCAUGGAGCCUCGCACUUACCUGUUGACCGUCGCUUUUCUGCUGCUCUUCCUGCCUGCCUGGUCGCCGCUGCAAAGGCAACCUAGCUCCGCCGCCGCCGCCGCCGCCGCUGCGGCAGCAGCAGCUGCGGUAGCAGCGGGCUCUUCGUCCGCCAAGGAGCUGUCCUGCCAGGAAAUCACCGUGCCGCUGUGCAAAGGCAUCGGCUACAACUACACUUACAUGCCCAACCAGUUCAACCACGAUACGCAGGACGAGGCGGGGCUGGAAGUCCACCAGUUCUGGCCCUUGGUAGAGAUCCAGUGUUCGGCGGACCUGCGCUUUUUCCUGUGCAGCAUGUAUACGCCCAUCUGUCUGGAGAACUACAAGAAGCCACUGCCGCCCUGCCGCAGCGUCUGCGAGCGGGCCAAGGCCGGCUGCGCGCCUCUCAUGCGCCAGUACGGCUUCGCCUGGCCGGACCGCAUGCGCUGCGACCGCCUGCCCGAGCAAGGCAACCAGGACAUGCUUUGCAUGGACUACAACCACACCGAUCUCGCGACCGCCGCGCCGCAGCCGCAGCCCAAGCCGCCGCACCGAAAGCCGGCAGGCGGCGGGACUGGCAGGGGCUCCGGGGCUGUGGUGCCGCCUCCGUCCGCCGCGGAUCCCCCGCUCCGCAAGGGUCGCCCUCCAACCCCCUGCGAGCCGGGCUGCCAGUGCCGGGCGCCGAUGGUGUCGGUCUCCAGCGAACGCCACCCGCUUUACAACAGGGUCAAGACGGGCCAGAUCGCCAACUGCGCCCUGCCGUGCCACAACCCUUUCUUCAGCGCGGACGAGCGCGCGUUCACCGCCUUCUGGAUCGGCCUGUGGUCCAUCCUGUGUUUCAUCUCCACCUUCGCCACGGUCUCCACCUUCCUGAUCGACAUGGAGCGCUUCAAGUACCCGGAGCGGCCCAUCAUCUUCCUGGCCGCCUGCUACCUCUUCGUCUCGCUGGGCUAUUUGGUGCGCUUAGUCGCUGGCCACGAAAAAGUGGCUUGUAGCGGCGGAGCGGCGGCGGCGGCAGCGGCGGCAGGAGCAGGACCGGCGGGCCCCGCUGGAGGCGCUGCGGGGGCGGCCGCGGCCGCGGUGGGAGGCCGCGGAGCAGCUGGCGGAGCCGCGGAGCUACAGCCCGACUUGGCGGUGGCUGAGCACGUGCGCUACGAGAGCACGGGCCCGGCUCUGUGCACCAUCGUCUUCCUUCUGGUCUACUUCUUUGGCAUGGCCAGCUCCAUCUGGUGGGUUAUCCUGUCACUCACCUGGUUCUUGGCGGCAGGCAUGAAGUGGGGUAACGAGGCCAUUGCGAGUUAUGCUCAGUACUUCCACCUUGCGGCUUGGUUACUUCCCAGCAUCAAGUCCAUUGCAGUGCUGGCUCUCAGUUCCGUGGAUGGAGAUCCCGUGGCUGGGAUCUGUUACGUGGGCAACCAGAGCCUAGAGAACCUGCGAGGGUUUGUGCUGGCCCCUUUGCUUAUCUACCUGGCCAUCGGCUCCAUGUUCUUGCUGGCUGGGUUUGUCUCCCUCUUCCGCAUCAGGAGUGUCAUCAAGCAGCAAGGGGGCCCCACCAAGACGCACAAGCUGGAGAAGCUCAUGAUCCGCCUGGGCCUCUUCACUGUGCUCUACACAGUGCCUGCUGCCAGUGUGGUGGCUUGCCUUUUCUACGAGCAGCAUAACCGCCCCCACUGGGAAGCCACACACAACUGUCCCUGCCUGCGGGACCAAGAGCCUGACCAAGCCCGCCGGCCAGACUAUGCAGUUUUUAUGCUCAAGUACUUCAUGUGCCUAGUGGUUGGCAUCACCUCUGGAGUUUGGGUCUGGUCUGGAAAGACGCUGGAGUCCUGGAGGGCACUGUGCACCCGCUGCUGUUGGGCUAGCAAAGGGACCGCAGUUGCCGUGGUGGGGAGCAUUGGAGUCAGGGGAGGAGGUGGGGGCCUAGGGUCUGCUGCCGCUGUGGGAGGGCUGGGGGGUGGAGGGGGGUCUAUGUACAGCGAUGUCAGCACUGGUUUGACUUGGAGGUCUGGCACUGCCAGUUCGGUUUCCUACCCUAAACAAAUGCCUUUGUCCCAGGUGUAAAAUCUGGAGUUUGGAACAGAGGAAUAUGGUGCCCAUCCAUCUCUCUUUGAGAAGAAACCUCCCUAAGGAGCAGGGCAGUUCCAGAGGCCCAAGUGCCAGAAUCAUUGUCCUCAGCCUCUUCCUCUGUUCCUUGUUAGUCAACCUUUCCAUGUCAAAGCUGCAUGUUUUUGUGUUGUUGGUAUAAGAAUUUUCUGGAGACAAGAGUUGCCUUAUUUGUCUUCAGCCAGCACAAGCCCUUUGGCCCAGUAGGACUCUUCCUGUCCAUCCCUCAAAAGUCUUGAUACAAUGUGAAGGGAUGUCUCUAAGGCUAAUUGACCUGCAGGGGUGGAAGAGUCCCUUAAGAAUCCCCCCCCACCUUUAUUUCAAUGCCAACAACCACAAAAACUGGCAGAUGCCUUAAAAUCAUGUGCUCAAAUCAUGUCUUAAUUGUACACCCCCCCCAGUAAAUACGGGUUUAUUAUGUUUAAAGGAUGUAUUUAUAUAAUUAUUGGUACCUUGUACAAAAUGUGUAAAAUAUGUAUAUAUUCCAAAUACUAUACAGUCUGUAAAUUUCUUUUGUUUAAAGAAAAAAAAAUUUAGAGGCUUACUCCCAUGGCUCUUGCCUAAGAGCGAAAGUUUGAGUAUUCUAUUUUGUCAAUAAAAUCAUGUCAAAUGAUUUGUUUGGGAGGGGCAAUGCUCCCUUGUUGCUCUCCUAGUUAUUUUUAAUUCUUGACUUUUGAAAAAUACAGAUGUUUCCUCAGAGUACUGCUCAAAUAAAUGCCUUGACAUAUUUCAGUAAAAUCCACAGAGGCAUUUUCAGAACCUGAGAUCAUCGGGUCCAGCUAUCAACAUUUUUGGCUGUUGGUGAUGUUGGCUGGAAAAAGGUAGUUGCUGGAGUCUAAAAAUACGUAGUCAAGAAUUCUUAAUGUUUAACUUUGAAAUUAUAACUCGACAGAGUGGUCUUUGGUGCUCUCUGAGCUUGGUUAUUUUCUUGCAGAUGUUCCAUUACCUAAACUAGUGCUCAUCACCAGUGCUCAUUUCAACACUUGAGCUGCCAAUAUUCUCCUUUGUUGGUAACUGGACAGAGUCCAGAAGUUAUAAAGCAAUGGCUUUUCAUCACAUCAUAGAGCAAAGUGGACAGGGCUACAUCUGUCAAGGUGUUAAUUCUAAGUGGUGGGUUGAUUGACCAUCAAGUCAAUGUCACUCUUAGCCAUGUUUUCUCCAUGAUGAUCUGCCUGUAAUCUGGACUUGCAAGGUAGGGUGGUUUCUCCAUAUAUUGUGGGAUAUGCUAGAAUUCCCAGUUAGCAGCAUCUUGAUUGGGAAUGAAGCUUAUUUGGGGUGAAGGCUUUUGGGGGUCUUCAGGAACUCUUGCUUUAUCCUGCAGUAAUCUGGAAGAAUAGCAUUUCCAUCCCACGAGUCUAUUGUGAUAUCUGCCAAUGUGGGAGCAUUAUGUGUUAUCCUUUUUUAAUGGGUUGCCAUUGUGUGCUUGCACUUUCCUGUCCAGCAGGCCAAAGUUGAGAAAAGUUGUUUUAUGAUGGAAAAAUAAGCUGAGAACUGUGGGGGCUUUUAUUUAUGGAUUCUGUAAAUGUGUUUAUAAGAGAUCACAUGGUCUUCCAUGGACAUCAAAUGGUCUAGGAAAAGAAGGUUUCUCUGCCCACCUAACCCAUCAAGGCAAGCAUUAAUUGAAGUGGGAAGCAAUAGAAUUAGACUGCUUUACAACAACAGAUGAACUUUUUACCUGUCUACCCCAAUUACUCAGAGCAUCUCUUUUAAACAGAACUAAAUGAAUAAAGUUAAUCUGUAGGGAUCUUACCUCCUUUAGAGACAAUUUAAACAAAAAACCCCCCACAAAACUUUGAUCUCUUGUCUGUAAAUGUCUUGUAUAGAGGGUUUGGGGGGUUUCUUUCUUUAGAAAAUUCUUUCUACUGCCCAGUUUCUCUUGUUAGACCAAUUUGCCACCAUGGAGCUUCAAAAGUUGUUCAAUUAAAAGAAUGUAAGGCUUUUUUUUUUAAAGGGAGACUUGUAACAGUUAGUGAAUCCAGAGGAAAAGAACAGCCUUUUAACCAGCUUUUCCUAGCUUUGUUAAUCAGACUAAAGGCACGUAGGGCCAAGGUUAGAGUAUUAUGGGGAGGGGUGGGAUGAGAGAGAAAUUUCUAAAUGCUCUACAGGUAGCCAAUGGUCUACUUAGAAUUGCUCCAGUUUAAAGCAUUUUUGCAGACCAAUUAUAUUUCUGAAUUCUUCAGUCACACUAACUGCUGCUUCAUGGACAAAGCUGCUAACCAACCAGACCAUUUUUGUUUUGUUUUUGCUUUGCUUUGCUCAAAUAAGCUUUUAAGGUUCUGAGGUCCUGCCAUUCUUUCUUGCUCUCUGUACACAUGUAUUUUAAACCCUAGUUUGAAGCGCAAGAAAGCUUGCAUUUUGGGUUGAUUUGAAUGCGUAGUGGUUUCUGUGGUAGGAAAAAAGCAAACUAGGUGAGCAGCUUACAGAAACAGGCAGCCACUUGGUAGUUUCUCAGGACCUGGGGCUGCCAGUUUGCUAAAUGGUAGAAUCAGAAAUUGGAUAAGGGGUACAUGGAGCAGUAAAGAUCACAGAGAAGGGGAACUUGCCAAUCUCAAGAUGCCUACUGAAUUUCAGAAACUUCUGAACUCUUUCCCAGGACUCUUUAGCCAUCAUUCCAAUGAUGAGAGGUAUAAAACCUGGAAGCCAGCAUUUCUCCUUCUCUAUCCUAAAUUAGGCUAUCAGUGAAGGGGGUAAUUCUAGUGCUCUUAACGUCAAGAGGUGGCCAGUUUUACUGUUUAAAGCUAAGCAGGGUUGGACUUGGGUAUUUCUAUAUCAAGGAUUCAGAUUAAAAGCUGCCAAGAGUUAUUGUUUGAGAUGGGCAGCCAUGAAAAUUGAACAAACAAAUGGGAAGUAAAUAAAUUAUAAUUAUUGCUAAGAAAUGACAUAUAUCCAUUAAUGUAUUGAGAGUUAACAACUAAGGAUGGCCCUUCUCCUUUUCCUCCUCUAGAACUUGAACAUAAACUUUAGGAGCUUUGAAAUCAUUAAUUAUUUUUUUUGCCAUACACGCACCCACACCCACACACGUAAAAAAACAACAACCCUGCAUUACUGAAGGAGAACUCAAGUGGCAAGUUAACUUCCUCUUUCUUGUGCUUUUCAAGAUGACUUAUUGUGUUUGUUUCCUUUUAUCUCUUGUAAUUUCAGCUGUUGAAGCCGGACAAAACCUGCUCCAAUAAAAUCCACAGAAUCAGCAAAAGACAAAUCAGAUGGCAGAGAGGCUGUUUUGGCUCGUCAAGAGAAUAAUUAACCCUAGAGGAUAUGUUUUACAGCAAAUUAGAAGUACUUUGCCAAAAAUUAUUUUCAAUAUUUUAAUGCAUAAUGUACAUAAGAUGCAGAGAUCCUGGAAAAUGACGUUUUUGGACCAAAUCCUGAAAUGUUCACAAAUGUAAUUCUUGGGAUGGCUGUUGUGUUUUGUUUGUGUAUUUAUCCCUUUUCUUCACUGUAGAGAGAGAAUACAAAUGAAAUAGGUAGAAUUAUCAUAAAGUGUAAUAAAUUAAUGAUAAUAAAGUAAUAAAAUUAUCUUCUAAAGGUUGCUUAAAAGAAAUUGGGCUGGCUCAUUAGGAACAGAAGGUUCAAAUAGUUAAAGUAGAUU
Molecule: messenger RNA, 6137 nt
Organism: Notechis scutatus (mainland tiger snake)
Lineage: Eukaryota; Metazoa; Chordata; Lepidosauria; Squamata; Elapidae
Source: RefSeq, a predicted model, not a curated record